CUUGACAUAUAUGUCUACAAAUCAACUUGUCACACAUGCUUCAACACACCACCAACUAUAUGGGCAAACAUGUUUUCUUGUUUCUCAUCCAUUUCUUGCUCAUUUUUUCCUCUUUAUCUCAUGCAUCAAAUUCUUCAUGUCCCAUAGAUUAUAACUAUGUCGACGCUUACCCAUGGGACGCGUCAGACUGCACGACGGCCACCACUGCAACAGACAGCUGUUGCAUUUCUCUCCGUAACCUAUUCGCCAUCGGGCUUUCUUACCAUCUUAAAAAAUCCAAACAAUUUUAUUUUCCAAACCUCCAAACCUCAAAUUCAUGUGUCUCAGAUUUCCAGUCUCACCUCUCUUCAAUAUCUAAAGUCAAACAAAUUUCCUUCUCAAGUUGCUUCAAUUCUACUGCUUACUUUGUAAACAGCCCAUUAGAUUGCUUAGGGAUAGUUAAUGUCUCAGAUUGGAUUGAUAAAGUUGGGCCAUCCACUGGGCUUGAUUCUUCUUGUGAUGGAAAUCUGGCCCAAGCUAUCCCAUGUAGAAAUUGUUUUGAAGCUGGAUUGGCUUUAAAUUCUCGGCUAGGAUCUUUGACCAAAAACUCGACUAAAUGUUUUAGUUUUAUUUGUCUAUAUGCUGCUGGAAUUAUCAAUAAAUUUGGCCCUGAAGACCCUGGAACGGCUGAUUGCAUACUUGGUGUAACUUUGUCCAAGACUAAACCAAAAUCUAAUAAAAAUUCAAAGAAAAAUGUCAUUUUCGCGAUUUCAGGUGCUUUAGUGGGGAUUUUCUUUGUGCUUGGUGUGAUUUUGGGUUAUAAGAGAUGGAAUAACAAUAGGAAAGAAAGUCAAUUGCAUAGAGAGAAUGUAAGAAAUGUAAGAGCUCGAGUUUUGCCUAACUCGGGUGCCAAAUGGUUUAGUAUAGAUGAGCUUGAUGUUGCUACAAAUGGAUUUUCGCAACAAAAUUUAAUCGGUCAAGGUGGAUUUGGGGUUGUUUAUAAAGGAAAGCUUGUGGAUGGAACAGUUGUAGCUGUUAAAAAGAUGAUGACUUUUGAUACAGAAGCAGUAGAUGAUGAUUUUGUUAAUGAGGCCGAGAUUAUUAGUAAGAUAAGGCAUAGAAAUCUUUUGCCUUUAAGAGGGUUUUGUGCAACAAGUGAUUCGAUUAAUGGAAAUGAAAGGUACCUUGUUUAUGAUUUUAUGCCAAAUGGUAGUUUAUAUGAUCAUCUAUUCAAUGAAAAGUCUUCAAACAUGAAAAGGUUAAGUUGGACCCAAAGAAAAUCAAUUAUUCUUGAUGUGGCUAAUGGGCUAUCUUAUUUGCACAAUGGAAUUAAGCCCGCGAUAUUUCAUCGCGAUAUAAAGGCAACAAAUAUUCUUUUGGACUCGAACAUGAGAGCCCUGGUUGCGGAUUUUGGAUUAGCUAAACAAAGUGGAGAGGGGUUGUCCCACAUGACUACGAGAGUGGCAGGGACAUACGGAUAUGUAGCCCCAGAGUAUGCCCUAUAUGGGCAGUUGACUGAAAAGAGUGAUGUUUAUAGCUUUGGGAUCAUCGUUCUCGAGAUCAUGAGUGGGAGAAAGGUACUUGAAGAGGUGAAAGGAAGGAUAGUUUUGAUUGCGGAUUGGGCAUGGGAGAUGGAGAAAUUGGGUCGAAUUGAUGAGGUUUUUGAGAGUUCAAUGAGAGACAAAUCAUUACCUAAGAGUGUGAUGGGUAGAUUUAUAAGAGUUGGGUUACUUUGUGCUCAUACAAUGGUUGCACUUCGACCUACGAUUUCACAAGCUCUCAAGAUGUUGGAAGGUGACAUCGAUAUCCCACGUUUGGUGGACCGACCACCACCUCUCGGUGAGUCUGCUAGGUCGAGUUUCCAUCAUAGCAACAACUUAUUGUUGUCGAGUAGUGAAGCAUCCAGGGCCAGUUCAAGCCUCAACACUUGAAUUUGAGCCAAGAACCAUUAGAUAGCAUAUUUCAGAUGUCAUAUUGUUAUUGUAUAAAGUAUUCAUUAGUCAUUUGAUUGAUUGUAUAGUUUUGUACUCUUUAAAGAAAACAAAUGACGGGUCUUUGUAAAGUUGUGCCUGAAAUAGAUAGGUACGUGCUAA
Messenger RNA from Erigeron canadensis, 2072 nucleotides. Its product is annotated as probable receptor-like protein kinase At1g11050. The record is from RefSeq and is a predicted model, not a curated record. The transcript has a single exon. Bases 36 to 1910 code for a protein of 624 amino acids. Gene Ontology annotation, molecular function: protein kinase activity; ATP binding. Gene Ontology annotation, biological process: protein phosphorylation. Lineage: Eukaryota; Viridiplantae; Streptophyta; Magnoliopsida; Asterales; Asteraceae.